This is a messenger RNA of Lycium ferocissimum, 394 nucleotides long. RefSeq lists its product as uncharacterized. Bases 37 to 384 code for a protein of 115 amino acids. The transcript has 3 exons. NCBI's taxonomy places the organism in Eukaryota, Viridiplantae, Streptophyta, Magnoliopsida, Solanales, Solanaceae. The record is from RefSeq and is a predicted model, not a curated record.
UUAUGCAGGAUCGAAGGUAAUAGUUUUAAAGUUAUUAUGGAAACUGAAGAACAAAUAGAGCUCUCAUUUACAAGGACAUGGGAUCCUUCACUUCAGGGCGAGCAUUCCCCGUUAAACAUAGAUAAAAGGUUCAUAAUUCUUCGGGAUUCGCUUGGUUUUUACUCUUACGCCAUUUAUGAACACAAAGAGGAUAUGCCAGAAUUCAACCUCAAUGAAGCCAGGAUAGCUUUCAUGCUCAACAUAGAAAAGUUUCGGUACAUGGCUAUGGAAGAUGAUAGGAAAAGGCUAAUGCCUCUUCCUAAAGAUCGUGUACCUCCCAGAGGGAAGGAAUUAGCAUAUCCAGAAGCAGUCCUGCUAGUCGAUCCCAUGGAGCCAGAAUUUUAAGGAGAAGUAC